AUGGAGGUGAAAGCCAACUUUGUGAGUAGCACACCACUUGUGUCACGGAAACGACCAACUCCAGAUCACCAGAUCACCAGUCUCUCCCAGACCCUUCUGAGCGGUGGUGGCAAUAACAAUAUCACAUCUCAGAGACCAUCGCCUGAGGACACGGUUAGCUAUGCUGAGCUCAGGACAAGCAAGGUGGAAAUGCAGAAUGUCAGCCUGGGAGUGUGGGCCAUGGAUAAAAGUCCAAAGAGGACCAAGACAGGAAAGAGAAGACGCAUUUGGAGGUUUGAGGGACCUGAAUCGCCCCAUAAGGCGAGCCAUUCCUCAGGCCCCAAGAAGCUCAAACUGAGCAUGUCUGUUUCCCAUAAUGAGGAGAUGGAAGUUUUCAAAAGGAAUUGUAGGGCAGACCAACCAUCAAAGCGCUGGAGCCAUGCCAUGUGUUUAAGUGACCCUGACACAGCUAUUCUGAUUGGAGGGGAGGGUGCAGACCAGGCUCACUGCCCAGACUCCAUAUGGAAGUUGGAGAUUGAUGGAGAUUUUUGGUUUCCGAUACACUCCUCUGCAGCUGGGCCCUUUCCACCCAGUUCUCAAGGUCAUUCUGCAGCCUUCGACCCUGAGCGUAAGGUUGUCUAUGUGUAUGGAGGCCUGAGAGAAGGUCAGCGUUAUAGCGAUAUUUACAUGCUGGACACACUGACCUGGAAGUGGAAAAUCAUCAGUGCAAAAGGAAAUGUGCCAUCACUGGCGUAUCACAGUUCCAUCAUCUAUAAAAGUGAGCUCUAUGUAUUUGGAGGGAUGCAGCCUAGCCAUGGCCCUGGAGGCAAAGCUUGUAGCAAUGCUUUGUACAUCUUCAACCCGGAACAUGAGCUGUGGUACCAACCAAUUGUGGAAGGUGACCGUCCUCUUCCCAGGUUUGGGCACUCCACCACACUACUGCCCAACAAACUAGUCAUAUUUGGAGGCAGAAAAUCUGCUGCUUACCUCAACGAUCUCCACAUUCUAGAUCUUGGCUUCAUGGAAUACACUGCAGUGAAGUACAAAAACAUGCCACCACUGGCCCGUGGGUUUCAUGCUGCCCUGCCCGUGUCUGACAACAGGGUGCUGAUCAGCGGAGGGUGUGGUGUUUUAGGGGCAUUACAAGAUCUCCAUCUCUUCAGUUUAGAUACCAACUCCUGGGUGUCAGUGUCGGCUCCUUUGCUCUGCGCAAAGCCUCGUGCUGGCCACAGUCUGAUCAGCCUGGGAAGUACAGCUGUCCCAGGAACAGGUGUGAGGGACCAGGAAGAUGGCUGUUGUACCUGCCUAGCCACCCAACACACAGUCUUGCUCUUUGGGGGUUCAGACUGUGCUGGAAUGUUCUACAAUGAUAUAGUCAAAUGCAUUGUGGAAAUCCCUGCUGAAGGGCAGACACAAAAGGAAUUCAUGGGAUCAGUAUGUCUGGCUAAGAAAACAGACAACUAG
Messenger RNA from Electrophorus electricus (electric eel), 1443 nucleotides. The record is from RefSeq and is a predicted model, not a curated record. NCBI's taxonomy places the organism in Eukaryota, Metazoa, Chordata, Actinopteri, Gymnotiformes, Gymnotidae.